GUGACCACUAGGUCACACCCCGCUAUCUCCCCCCAUCCCAGCCGGGAGCGCUGGAGGAGGACCCUCCGGCUCCCUUUAGGGACUUCCCCCGUCCAGCUCGGGUUCUGGUUCUGCGCUCCGUCCUCCCAGCCACAAGGUGCCCCCAGACCCCCGGCUCCUCUUCCGCCGCCGUCAGAGCAUCGUUCUCUCUCCCUCUCUCCGCCGCUUCCUGCUCCGGGAAUCCGCGCUCUGAGCUCUGGGGCCGAGGCGCCCGAGGCUUCCCGGCGCGCUCGGCCAGCUCUGUGUCCGCAGGUGCUGUGCAGCCUGGGGGGCUGGCUCUCACUCUACAUCUCUUUCUGCCGCCUGAAUAAGCACCGAAGCUUUGAGUGGAGCUGCCGGCUGGUGACGUUCACCCAUGGAAUCCUCUCCAUAGGCUUCUCGGCUUAUAUUGGCUUCAUUGAUGGCCCUUGGCCUUUUACCCACCCAGGCUCACCCAAUACUCCUCUCCAAGUGCACGUUCUGUGUCUCACCUUGGGCUACUUCAUCUUCGACUUGGGCUGGUGCAUCUACUUCCAGUCCGAGGGGCCCCUGAUGCUGGCUCACCACACGCUCAGUAUCCUGGGCAUCAUCAUGGCCCUGGUGCUCGGGGAGUCAGGCACAGAGGUCAACGCGGUCCUCUUUGGAAGUGAGAUCACCAACCCCUUGUUGCAGAUACGCUGGUUUCUCCGAGAAACAGGCCGCUACCACAGUUUCACUGGCGAUGUGGUGGACUUCCUCUUCGUGGCCCUGUUUACCGGAGUGAGGAUUGGUGUAGGAGCUCGCCUCCUUUUCUGCGAACUAGUCUCCCCCAAGCCCAGGUGGUUUGUGAAGGUUGGGGGAGUAGCGAUGUACGCUGUGUCUUGGUGUUUCAUGUUCAGCAUCUGGCGCUUUGCAUGGAGGAAAAGCAUCAAGAAAUACCAUGCCUGGAGAACCAGGCGGGGCGAGGAGCGACAGCUGAAGCAGAACGGCCAUCUCAAAACGCACUAGCCAUGACUUUGUCCAGACAGUGGGUCAGGGUUAGUCGGCCGCGGGACCCAGGUCUGAGAUACGGUGUUACAGAACCAUGCUUCCAGUGAAGUUAGGUUUCAAAAAAGGGCUAAACCUUACCAGUUCAACCUUUGGUCAGUCUGCAAAUGGAGCCCAUACCAGUAUUAAAACACGAACUUCCACCAUAGCACGGUUGUAGAAAAGCGAAACUACGUGGUGGUAGUUGUGAGUAUGUCACUGUGAGGUGAGCAAUGCUGCAUUCCUUUUAGUUCCUGGUGUCCCUGGGUCCUCUUGUCUCUGGGAUGCCUGAUGGCUAGACAGCUCAGGAGGGAAUUUGAGAAUUCCUUUGAGAAUUGACUCCUGAGCAAACUCAUUCCUGCUUUCCAUGUAGCAAUUUUUUUUUUUUAAGAUUUUAUUUAUUUAUUUGACAGAGACACAGUGAGAGAGGGAACACAAGCAGGGGGAGUGGGAGAGGGAGAAGCAGGCUUCCUACGGAGCAGGGAGGCUGAUGUGGGACUCUAUCCUAGGACCCCGGGAUCAUGACCUGAGCCGAAGGCAUACGCUUAAUGCCUGAGCCACCCAGCCACCCCUCCAGGUAGCAAUUUUUUUUUUAAAUUUUAUUUAUUUGACAGAGAGAGAUCACAAGUAGGCAGAGAGGCAGGCAGAGAGGGGCAGGCUCGAUCCCAGGACCCUGGGAUCAUGACCUGAGCCAAAGGCAGAGGCUUUAACCCACUGAGCCACCCAGGCGCCCCUCUAGGUAGCAAUUUUAAAUGAGGUCACCCCAUUUACUAUAAAGGGAGGGACUUUCAGGAAGAAAAUGUCUGACAUUCUGAGUAUCAGAUCAGGGAACUGGUUAUGCUUACACAAAGGGAAGAGCAGAGAAAAGGAGGGGGUGAAACUGGCGGUGGGGGUGGGUCACUUCUUGAGGACCCCCUAUACCAACUGUUGAGGGUCCCCAAGACACCCCCAGGUUUAGUGCUUUGCUUGGAGGAUUCCCAUGACUCAGAAUGUAGUCAGGCUCCUAGCUGUGAUUAAUUACAGUGAAAGGGUACAAAGAGAGCAGCAAAGGGACAAGGUGCCUAGGGCGGAGUCCAAGGGAAACCAGGCCCAAGCUUCCAGAACCCUCUCCAAAAGUGGGAUCACCCAGGAUGUGCUUAAUUGCUCUAACAACAGUUUGUGGCCAUAUGUGUAAAAUAUCCAACAAGGAAGCUCAUUAGAUGCUCAGUGCCCAAGUGUUUUAUUGGGGCCCAUGCCCGGCAUGGAGCAAAAUUCCUGACUCUCAGCAGGAAGGUAGGUGUUCAGCUGUACCAUAUUGUUUGCACAAACAAUUUAGGCACAGUGGGCUAUUCUCAGCAGUUGGUGGAGGGGGUGCUCCUGAAAUCGAAAUCGAAGUUCCUAGAUGCCAGCCAAGGGCCAGCCUUGCAGGUGGGCCUUCCCAAGGACAGGAGUUCAGGUCUGCCCUGUUAACUCUUUCCUGCACGAAAACCAGAGAGCUAGGGCUUUGGAUGAGAGAUGAAUGAGAUGUGGACAGAUUUACCAAGUCCUGUUGUACGGGUUCUGCCCUACCAGGAAAACCAUGCCAAUUCUCAGGGCUUUUGUGCAUUAAUCUCCCAGGCAUGAGAGACUGGGAGUGAAUUCCAUAGGGAUUUACCAUGUGGAUUCCACAGUGCUUGAGAUGGCAGUUCAAGUUUCAGUUCUGCUCUACAUACUGCAGACCAGAACCAGUCAAGUGUGCUGGCCGCAGGGUGAUGAGGCUAAUUUUUAAAAUUUCAUAUACAUUCCCUUUAGCCCUCUAAACUACCUUUUCUUUUCUUUUUAAGAUUAUCUAUUUGAUGGAGAGAGGCAGAAAGGCAGGCAGAGAGAGAGGGCGGGGGGAGCAGGCUGCCUGCUGAGCAGAGAUCCCGAUGCGGGGCUCAAUCCCAGGACCUCGAUCCCAGGACCCCAGGAUCAUCACCUGAGCCGAAGGCAGAAGCUUAACCCACUGAGCCACUCAGGCAUCCCUUAACUACCUUUUCUUUUCACUGAAAAAGGCGCCCUUCUCUGUGGAUAAAAUAUGACAAGGGCUGUCUUGGAAGGGAACAAAGUAUUUCUUAGUCCAGUAGACUCUAAUCUCACCCAAGGAAAGCAAGAAAUGUAAGCUUAGAACGAGAGGUUAGGAAUCCAUACUUUCUGGGUUCUUUUAACUAAUUUGGCUACUCACUUGCCAGAUUGAUUGGGCAGGUCGCUUGUGUACUCUUUGUCUCGGGUUUAUACCCCGUUGUGAAUGAAUGAAAUACCCCAUUGUGUAUUUCACAGCAACACUGGCAUUUUAUUAAGGGGUAUCUUUAAUGUAGGACUUUUAUGGAAAAAGAAAUUAAGUAUUAUUUAUUUAUUUAUUGUUUAUUUAUUUAUUUGAUUAAUGUAUUAUGUUAUUUAGACCACUGGGGAUUGGUAUGCUCAGUUACUGAGCAAAUGUGUGGGGCCACUGAAGGCUAAGCCUAAGUCAGUAGAAAGUCUCCACCCAUUCUAUGGUCACUGGUAAUACUAACUUAAUGAGUGGUCUUGAAAAUGGAAGUCAGUGGCCAGACGUGGUGGAGCAUUGGAACUGCAUAAAGUCAUCGUUGCUCUGGCAAAAGCAGCUUCCAAGGCAUGUUAACAGUGGGUCUUUUAAAAGGACUGUCAUCUGGUUAACGAGGUUUGCUGCACAUGGAAGUAAUCUGACAGUAGCGUCUCCGUCUCUUUUCUUCUGUGAUCAGGAUCCCCAGAAGGCUGGUGAGAGUCUUUCCAACAAAACUGUGGUCGAAGUUGGAUGCUAGGGAAUGCUGAUUUUAGCAAAAGCCUAGUAAAAAAAGAGUGGCUUGGCGCAGGAGCUUAAAAAAAGAAAAGAAAAAGCUGGCUCUUGAAUUUUGGCACAGUGCAACCUGUUCCAUACCAGACAAAUGAAUAGGCUUAAUCUGGUACCAAUUUUUUUUUCUUUUUACUCCUCAGAAGUGAAGGGAUUGCAGAUCUUGCUGUUUUAGGGGUACUCUGAUGGGAAUAUACUUGGGUGUCUUUUGGAAUUUGAAUAACCUAAAUAAUAAGAGAAGAAAAAUUGUUCAUUUCAGCUUUUCUUGAUGUUUUAACUAGUAACUAUGAAGGAAACUCCCUGAGAGAAAAAUGGGACAUGAAGGUGAGUCAGCAGUUAAGAUGCCGGGUUUCUACGUCACAGAUAAAUGAAGGGCUAAUUAACAUGUGAUAUGGUCCAACAAAAUGAAGUAUUUUACUCAUUUGCCUUUGGAUUACUAUGUAAUAAUUCCUAACACUGCUCAAGAAAUAUUUAUAUUUCAAUGAGAUUUGUACUAAAUUUUAUAAAAAUAAACUUUUUUAUCAACCCAA
Mustela lutreola (European mink) is the source of this 4359-nucleotide messenger RNA. It is a transcript of the gene TLCD5, whose product is annotated as TLC domain containing 5. The transcript is spliced from 3 exons. NCBI's taxonomy places the organism in Eukaryota, Metazoa, Chordata, Mammalia, Carnivora, Mustelidae. The record is from RefSeq and is a predicted model, not a curated record. Gene Ontology annotation, cellular component: membrane. Bases 571 to 1005 code for a protein of 144 amino acids.